AUGUUGCCAUCUCAACGUAAAGUUUUAGAAGUUCAAAGCCAACAAAUUGAUUUGGCUGAUGAUGCCGGUCUGCAACAAAAGAAGUCGUUUGAUUUAAUGAGUAAACAAGUGGGAGGGAGAUCAAACUUGGGAUAUACUCGCCUUGAUCAAAAGAACUAUCUCCGAAAAAGAAGGCAACGUAGUUUGGUACAAGGGGAAGCUGGUUAUCUAUUGCAAUACUUCCAGAGAAAGUCAGUUGAAAAUCCACUUUUCUACCAUGCUUAUCAAUUAGAUAAUGAAGAUCAAAUUACCAAUGUGUUUUGGGCAGAUGCAAUGAUGCUAAUUGAUUAUGAGUAUUUUGGUGACGUGAUUUCACUUGAUUCGACAUAUUGCACUAAUAAUUCGCAUAGACCACUAGCGGUGUUCUCAGGUUUUAAUCACCAUCGAAGUGCAGUGAUCUUUGGGGCAGCAUUACUGUAUGAUGAAACAACAGAGUCGUACAAGUGGCUUUUUGAGUCAUUUUUAGAGGCACACAAGCAGAAAAUGCCCAAAACAGUUUUUACUGAUCAAGAUCAGGCGAUGGCCAAAGCACUGUCUAUAGUCAUGCCCGAGGCUUACCAUGGCCUAUGUACAUGGCACUUGAUGCAAAAUGGUGUCAAGCACUUAGGAAAUCUUAUGAAGGGUGAAUCUCAUUUUCUCACCGACUUUAAGAAGUGCAUGUACGGAUAUCAUGAUGAAGAACAAUUUGAGGAAGCUUGGAGAACUCUUAUAGCAAAAUAUGAUGUUCAAGAAAAUGAUUGGUUGCAAAGAAUGUAUACUUUGAAGGAAAAAUGGGCAUGUUGUUUUAUGAAGAAGGCGUUCACGUUGGGAAUGCGAAGUACUCAACUUAGUGAAAGUGUGAAUGCAGGUGCAACAUGGAUCAAUGGUCAAUACAAUCAACAAUCUAUGGGAGACAAUAGUACUUUGACCCAAUUUGGUAUCAAUAGUUUUACAAGCUUAUUGAUGGCACAAGACAAUGAUGAUGAAAUUACAACUUUAACCAACCCAUAA
Molecule: messenger RNA, 1029 nt
Organism: Lotus japonicus
Lineage: Eukaryota; Viridiplantae; Streptophyta; Magnoliopsida; Fabales; Fabaceae
Product: protein FAR1-RELATED SEQUENCE 5-like
Exons: 4
Coding region: 1-1029 (342 amino acids)
Source: RefSeq, a predicted model, not a curated record